GCUGACGCAGGUGUGGGGCCCACAGCGGCGUGGUACGGGCUGUGCGCGGCGCUGGUGGCGCUGCCGGCGCUGCUGGGCUACCUGCGGGAGACGUGCCGCGUGCGCCUGUCCCCGCGUGAGCUGGCGCACAGGAAGCACCACAGCGUCCGGCGCGAGGACCUGCCGCAGGUGCAGCUCUCGCGCUCCGAGGCCAUCGCCGAGGUGAAGAGCUUCCUGAUCCAGCUGGAGGCUUUCCUGAGCCACGUGUGUGGGCGCUGCGAGGCCGCCUACCGUGUGCUGUACUGGGAGGACCCCGCUGCCUCCACCCAGUUCUAUGGCGCACUGCUGGGCUCCAUCUGCAUCCUGUACCUGCUGCCGCUCUGCUGGGUCCUCGCCCUGCUCAACAGCAGCCUCUUCCUGGGCAACGCUGAGUUCUACCAGGUGGUGCUGGAGUUCAAGGCCACAGUGGAGCAGCAGCUGGGCAUCAGGCCCGUCGAGAGCCCCUCGCCCUUGCAGCCGGCUGAGAUCGAGGCAGGUGCUGGGACAGCUGCGCCCCUGCCGGAUCGGACCCCCACACCCACCAGUGCUGAGGACCUGACACCUGGCAGCGUGGAGGAGGCAGAGGAGGCGGAGCCUGACGAGUUCAAGGAUGCCAUUGAGGAGAACCAGCUGCUGGGCCUGGAGGACGACGAGAGCUCGCAGUGCUCGGUAGAGUUUGACCUCCCGGACAACGGCUUCCUGAGCAAGAACGAGGUGAUCCGCAGCAAGGUGUCACGCCUCACCGAGCGCCUGCGCAAGCGCUGCCCCUCCAACAACUUUGGGAGCUGCACCGGUUGUGCUGCCACCUUUUCCGUGCUCAAGAAAAGGCGGAGCUGCAGCAACUGUGGGAACAGCUUUUGCUCCCGGUGCUGCUCCUACAAGGUGCUCAAGUCCUCCAUGGGAGCCACAGCUCCGGAGGCGCAGCGGGAGACGGUGUUCGUGUGUGCGCCUUGCAGCCUGGCUCUUGCCAAGUGAAGUGCAGCGCUUCCUGCCUGGCCCUGCCCAGCACCUGCUGCAGCCGUGGGUGGGGCAGGGGCCUGGCCUCCUUGUGGCUGCUUCCUCUGCCGUCUGGCCAGAGGCAUCUGCUCCUCGCUACUCUGCAGCCAUCCCCACCCCAGGCUGGGCAGUGCCGUGGGUGCUGGCUUGGCAGCUCCGUUCAGGUGCGUGGGGGCAAUGGGCAUAGUGCUGAGCGGAGCCAUGGGGGCAGCUGGCCUGUCCUCGCCCUGCCCGGCUGGGCUCCCCCAGCAUCCUCCGAGCCCUGUUAGGGCAGGAUAGGACCGGGGCGUGAAUGAGAGAUGGGUUCUGUCGUUGCAGAGCCUGGGUGGGGUCUAUGAUCUCUGGCUGGGGAGGGGGGUGGUCCCUAGGGCUCUUCCAGGUCUCUGGCCUGGAACCUGCUGCUGGGCACUGGGUCCCUCCCCUCUCCCCAGCCAGGAUGGGACUCGGGAGUCCUGCCCCCCGGGGGAGCCAGCCUGGUGCAGAGCAUCAAGGCUGGGGCCGUCUGGGUCCCAGAGC
Molecule: messenger RNA, 1530 nt
Organism: Gavialis gangeticus (Gharial)
Lineage: Eukaryota; Metazoa; Chordata; Crocodylia; Gavialidae
Gene: ZFYVE27
Product: zinc finger FYVE-type containing 27
Exons: 10
Biological process (GO): vesicle-mediated transport; positive regulation of axon extension; neuron projection development
Cellular component (GO): endoplasmic reticulum tubular network; growth cone membrane
Molecular function (GO): metal ion binding
Source: RefSeq, a predicted model, not a curated record